UCGAUUCUGUAUCCGUCACCCGGCGCUCCAGCCAGCACACAGCCAGCACACCAGCCAGCGACUCCUUCCGCCUCCAGCGCCAUCCUCUGUCGCAUCCCCUCCGCCGUCGCCCAUAGCUGAAAAUACCCACCCGUCUGCUCCACCGCUUUCUGUCCAGCCGCUUCGUUAGCGCAUCGCUGCUUUCGCCGCGGUCCCGAUCCCAGCCAAAGGCGCACUACGUCCACCCAGCCACUCACCUUGCCCAAACCUCGGUCAUGAAUGUGCUUGUAUAUACGGGCCCUGGUGCAGGCAAGGGCCCAAUCGAACAAACCAUCGGGACCCUCAGGCUCCAUCUCUCCGACUCGUAUGACAUCAUCUCUGUCGACGCAGCCACGUUGCUCAAGGAGCCUUGGCAGGCCACCACCAAGCUGCUCGUUCUUCCAGGCGGCCGAGACCUGCCGUACGUCGAACAGCUGUCGCCCAAAGUGACCUCGCUCAUCCGCGACUGGGUCGCCAAUGACGGCGGCUCCUUCCUUGGUAUCUGCGCUGGCGCCUACUUUGCCAGUCGCCAAGUCGACUUUGAGCCCGACCGGCCCAGCUACAAGGUCGUUGGCGAGCGCGACCUGCGAUUCUUUGAUGGCUCGGCUCGCGGCAGCAUCGCUGACGGCUUCAUCUACAACAGCGAGAUGGGCUCCAAGAACUGCAGCAUCACACUCGACAAGCCGGCGCUCGGACUCGACUUUGACAGUCUGCAAGUCUACGUCAAUGGCGGGCCCUACUUUGAUCUCGAAAGCCUGCUUCCCGAGAGCCCGCAGCCGACCGUCUUGGCCGAAUACGAUCCCAAGGACGUCUCCGACAAGUGGAAAGCCGAUAGCGCACAGAACAAGCGAUACCCUGCCAUCCUUGAGUGCGCUAUCGGUCGUGGAAAGGCCAUCUUGACUGGCCCGCACAUCGAGUACCAGAUGCGUCCUCUCGGGAGUGCACUCGCCGCCAAGCCGGGCUCAGAAGCGAUCGAGUGGCGAGAUGCCGUGGUCUCGGGCCUGCUGCCGUUUGAGAAGCAGCGAUCGCGGUUGUUCCGAGAGCUGCUGAUUCGCCUGGGUCUGAACACCAACAUCCGUCCCGAGCGAUCCGACCUGGAUACCAGCCACGACGAGCCGCCAAAGUUGACACCUAUGUUCCUGUGCUUCCAGCCCAGCCCCCACGUUAAUGUCGAGGACAAGAUCGCCCAAAUUCGCAGGCCCUUUGAUGCCGCCGCCCGCUCGCCCAACGAGCCGUGUGUUCUGGAGGACGAUGUCAACCGCUUGGUGCUCGAAGACCGGCAGCAGGAUCAGUACAGCGACACCAUGCCUGUGCUCGAAUGCGAGCAGGAUGAUAGGCCACACAAGUCUGUCGUCAAGCUCUGUGUCUGUCGCGAUCUGAGCCAGAUCCCCAGGCGCGAUCUACUCCAGUUCAACAUCGACCGGUAUCUUGGAUAUCUGAAGGAAUAUCAGGACCACUGGACCAAGAAGCAGCGCUGGCUCGAAGGCACCUGGAAAUGUGGAUCGGUGAUGCUCUAUGGCGACAUUGUCGAAUCUACCCAAACACUGCUGGACCGCAAUUACAAGUUCUCUCAGUCGUUGCCUGAAGGACUGGUGUGCGUGGGCUCCCACCAAACCGCCGGCCGUGGUCGCGGACGUAACUCAUGGAUAUCUCAAAGCGGAUGUCUCCAGUUCUCGCUGGCCCUCAGACACAACGACCACAAGUCCAUCAUCUUCAUCCAGUACCUGUUUGGCCUUGCUGUCGUGCAGGCGCUCAAAUCGCAAUCUGGAUAUGAGGUUUGAGCUCCCAGUUCAUCUCAAAUGGCCCAACGACAUUUAUGCGCGCGUCGGCCCUGGUCCUGAAGGACUGAAGAAGAUCGGCGGCAUUCUCGUC
Molecule: messenger RNA, 1890 nt
Organism: Polychytrium aggregatum
Lineage: Eukaryota; Fungi; Chytridiomycota; Chytridiomycetes; Polychytriales
Product: biotin-protein ligase
Exons: 4
Coding region: 255-1799 (514 amino acids)
Biological process (GO): protein modification process
Cellular component (GO): cytoplasm
Molecular function (GO): biotin--[biotin carboxyl-carrier protein] ligase activity
Source: RefSeq, a predicted model, not a curated record